AUGAAGAAACUUAGUUCAGCAGGCCCUGUUUGUGGCACUGCUACAAGUACGUUUAGUGAAGAACCGUUUCCACGCAUUGAGACAUUUUACCUGAAGUAUGUGCGCAAGCCUAGGGACAUGACCAUCCUGCUGUAUGUGCCCGAAUAUCACACAGUCAUUCAGUCACCUAUGGUGAUGACUGAUGUUAGUGCUGUCAAUGAUCUUCUCAAAGACGAGGAAACGAGAAUCAAAAAGUUUCUAGAGCGCCUUGCUAACAAACUCAAAGCAGCAGGGAUUGGAGGCAAAGUGAAAAGUGUCGGAGGAAACCCAGGAGAAGUAGUUUGCAAAAUAGCCAUUGAGGACAAAGUCACUUUGAUUGUGAUAGGCUCUAGAGGCAUGAGCACCAUACGGAGAACCCUGAUGGGCAGUGUCAGUGACUACGUCAUGCACCAUGCUCGAGUUCCUGUGCUGAUCUGUAAAGAUAUUAACAAGGACUAA
Messenger RNA from Candidula unifasciata, 477 nucleotides. The record is from the annotation of a GenBank genome assembly. NCBI's taxonomy places the organism in Eukaryota, Metazoa, Mollusca, Gastropoda, Stylommatophora, Geomitridae.